UUUUUUUUUUACUUUCUCUUUUCUCUCUUUUAUAUACAUAUUUAUAUAUAUCCUUAAUAAGCAAAUGGAAAAGUUAGUUAUUAAUAAAGAAGAAAAGACAAGCAACAGCAAUAAGCCAACUAUCUAUUUGAGUCAUCCUCAUGUACUUAAUAAAUCUUCAUUUACAGAUAAUGGCUUUCCACCUAAUCAUCCAUUAGCUGGAUUACCUUUUCCAUCUCCUUAUCAACAGCAACAACAAAUUCGUCUUACGUAUUUUCAUACCCGUUCUCCAGUUUAUGUUGAAACACCCAGUUUUGGCUUGAAAGAUUUCGAACUAAAAGACACGUUAGGGACAGGAACAUUUGGUAGAGUUUAUCUUACAAAAUUCAUCCCCUCUAAUAAAUACUAUGCUAUGAAAGUAUUAAAAAAAUCUGAAGUGGUGAGAUUAAAGCAAGUAGAACAUUUAUUAUCUGAAAAGCAGAUAUUAUCUUCAGUUCGAUUUCCAUUUAUUGUAGAUCUUUUCUGUACUUUUCAAGAUAAUACCAACUUGUAUAUGUUACUUGAAUAUGUGGUAGGUGGUGAGCUUUUUACACAUUUACGUCGAGCUGGUCGUUUUACGAAUGACAUGACUCGUUUCUAUGCCUCUGAAAUUGUCUUGGCUAUUGAAUAUCUUCAUUCUAAAGAUAUUAUUUAUCGUGACUUAAAACCUGAAAACCUCUUGAUUGAUCAUCAAGGACAUAUCAAGAUUACAGACUUUGGAUUUGCAAAGAAAAUUGUCGAUCGAACAUGGACAUUAUGUGGUACACCUGAAUAUUUAGCACCAGAAAUUAUUCAAUCCAAGGGGCAUGGUAAAGCAGUUGAUUGGUGGGCACUUGGUAUUUUAAUAUUUGAAAUGUUAGCAGGUUAUCCUCCAUUUUUCGAUGAUAAUUCAUUUGGAAUUUAUGAAAAAAUAUUAAUGGGAAAAGUACAAUUUGCAGCUCAUUUUGAUCCAUUAGCUAAAGACUUAUUGAAAAGAUUAUUAGUGAGUGAUCGAACGAAACGAUUAGGGAACUUGAAGGGAGGAUCAGAAGAUGUGAAAAGACAUAAAUGGUUUAGAGGAGUGGACUGGAUAGGAUUGUUAGAAAAGAAUGUGAGGGCACCUAUUAUUCCGCAUUAUCCACAUCCUGGAGAUACAAGUAAUUUCGAAAAAUACCCAGAAACAACAUUUGAUAAUCAUUUUAAUCAAGAAGAUCCUUAUAAAGAUCUUUUUAAAAACUUUUCAUAAUAUGGGCAGCAUUAUUAUAUUAAAAUACCCUGUUAUUUUAUUCACACAGACACUUACACACACACACACACACACACACUUACACAUACAUACAUACAUACAUAUAUAUAUAUGUUAUAUAUCCUUUUGAUAAGGUCGGAGAUGAUCUAUUUCUCC
This is a messenger RNA of Cokeromyces recurvatus, 1399 nucleotides long. RefSeq names its product camp-dependent protein kinase 9. Gene Ontology annotation, molecular function: ATP binding; cAMP-dependent protein kinase activity. The record is from RefSeq and is a predicted model, not a curated record. The transcript is spliced from 6 exons. Bases 65 to 1243 code for a protein of 392 amino acids. Gene Ontology annotation, cellular component: cAMP-dependent protein kinase complex; nucleus. Gene Ontology annotation, biological process: peptidyl-serine phosphorylation. NCBI's taxonomy places the organism in Eukaryota, Fungi, Mucoromycota, Mucoromycetes, Mucorales, Mucoraceae.